Messenger RNA from Periconia digitata, 2001 nucleotides. Lineage: Eukaryota; Fungi; Ascomycota; Dothideomycetes; Pleosporales; Periconiaceae. The record is from the annotation of a GenBank genome assembly.
CCAAUGACCCCUCAAGCCGCAUUGUCUCUGUGCAUUGGUUCAUCAAAAUUCGGACACCGAUCAACAUGAUGUGAUCAGGGUAGCGAAGGACCAGCCAGCCUGGAGAAACUAGUCUUCCUUCGAUCGAAUUUAUGCCCGCGAUCAUGACCAGUAAUAGUAGUGUGCUCUGCAAUAUACCUACAUAUGUGCAUAUGUAUGCAGGCAUAUACAUGGAUGCAACGUACACAUCCACGUGAUCAAAUUAGUGAAGAACACCACAGAAACAGCAUCGUAGAGUGACUGAGUGUAUGAUGAAGUGCUACUCGAAGCGGACAGUUUUGACCAAAUUAUCAACUAGCCUCAUUCCCCAUCAUGGACCACCCACUUAGGCAUCUAUCUACGGCAAACGAAACCCAUUCAAAGCUAUCAUGGCUGCAGUACGACGUUCCGGUUUCUUAUACUCACAUUCUGAUCAUAACCUCAAUCACUGCCUAUCUAUACGCUGUCUAUCAAGCCCAGCGAAUCGCGAAGAAUAGCAAAGUUGCUUUGCCUAUAGGACAAUGGUCACUUUUGAUGCCUCGCGUAAUGCACAACGCUCUGUAUGGCUUCCGGGCAUCGAAGCUGUUGGACAGCGGCUACACGAAAAUCAAAAGCAAGGCAUUUCAGUUGAUUCAAAAUGACAGAAACAUCAUAGUACUCCCGCAUACCCUCCUCGAUCAGCUUUCAUCGCUGCCUGCUACUGUUGCUUCACCUCACGGUGCCCUCGAGCAAGAUCUUCUUGGACCACAUACGGGGCUGAAUCUCAUAUUAGACAGUCGAUUGCAUCACUCGAUCGUGCAGAGGAAGUUGACACCAAGGCUACCCAUAAUGGCACCUAGGCUUCAAGACGAGUUGAUGAAUGCCGUCGACUUUCAUUUUUCCCAUGUCGAGAAUGAAGAAGGCAAUGGGUGGACCAAGUUUCAGCCUUACCAGGUACUUGCGAAAAUUUCUGCACAACUUGCGGCAAGAGCAUUAGUCGGGCGUGAGCUGUGUAGAAACAAAAUCUGGCUGGAUGUCUCUGUCAAUUACACCGAAAGCUUAUUCCGUACUAUCGUGGUCCUUCGUUUCUUCCCCGCGUGGACCCAUUCCACACUGCGCUAUCUUCUUCCCUCCUACUGGGCAGGUCAAAAAUAUGUUCGCACCGCGAAAAACCUCUUAGGCCCUAUCAUUCAAGACAUGAUUGACAAGAACAACGUUGGAGAAUGGACAUCGGCGGAUGAUCAGGAGCCUAGUGUUUUAUCUUGGCUUGCUGAGACAGCUAAAGGCCGCGAUCGGAAUGCCGAAACCCUAGCUCAUGUCGAAGUACUGCUGGCACUAGCAAGCGUACAUACCACGCUUUUACGCAUGGUCAACGUGCUUUAUGAUAUAACAGCCGAUUCAGCUUGCCUUGCAGAACUUCGUGCCGAGAUUGAAGACGUAGCUGUGGCGGAGAAGGGCAAGUGGACAUACGCUGCAUAUGCGCGUCUUGAGAAACUUGACUCAGUAAUGCGUGAAAGUCAGCGCAUGAGCCCACCUACAAUUCUAGGGCUUAAGAGGCUUUUCAAAGAAAGUUUUACCUUCGAAGAUGGGACGCAUGUCCCACGUGGUGCCUAUGUUACCUUGCCUAUCUACGCUAUCGAGAACGAUGCUUCCGUUACACAAAAUCCGGAAAAGUUCGACGGGUUAAGAAGCUAUCGUUUGCGUCAUAUGAAGGAUAAUGAAGCUCAAGGAGUGAGGAAUGCCGUGGAAAGGGAAGAGUACCAAUUUUCUUCCCCGGGUCCGACAGUGCUGAACUUUGGCUACGGAAAGACAGCAUGCCCUGGGAGAUUUUUCGCUAGUUUGGUAGUCAAGAUGGUGUUUGUCAAGCUACUAACUGAGUUCGAUUUCCGAUACACGGGUAAGGAAGUCAGACCCCAGAAUAUAGUGAUGCACGAGUUCUUAUUUUGUUGGCCUUGGCAUUGGAUGGAAAUGAAAAAACGGGCGAACGGCGUGUGCCCGUUCUAA